This is a messenger RNA of Magallana angulata, 5116 nucleotides long. RefSeq lists its product as uncharacterized. Lineage: Eukaryota; Metazoa; Mollusca; Bivalvia; Ostreida; Ostreidae. The record is from RefSeq and is a predicted model, not a curated record. Gene Ontology annotation, cellular component: nucleus; cytoplasm. The transcript has 4 exons. The coding region runs from base 75 to 3743 and encodes 1222 amino acids. Gene Ontology annotation, molecular function: protein binding.
AUUUUAGGACUCGCCAUGUUGGAUAAGAGACUAGAAAGACUUCUUUCAACUAUACGAUAGGCUUGUGUUCAUGCAUGUGGUAUAAUUGUCAAAGGAUGUAUCUCUCAAAGUACGCAUCAACCCAACAGACCACUAACCUUGCUCAUGUAGCUCGGAUGAUCUUGGGUCCCUGCACCGACGUUUUGCGAGCUGUUCUCACGAACGAAAUGUCACCUUUAGCGUUGUCACACAAUGUUAAAACGUUUAUUGCUAAUCAUCCAAAACACAGAAAGUGCCAAACCAACACAGAACAGGAAAAGCUCAUUCAUGGCAAAAUCUACGAAGAUUUUGAUAUAUCAUUGCUUUACACUAUAUUACGUAAUAUAUGUCAAAUUCCUGAGCAUAAAAACGAGUGGGGGCAUGUUCCGUUUUCAACGGAUAGAAGUGUUUCUGCAAACGUAGAAAGAAUACGACUCAUAAGAAAUGAAUACGGACAUAUUUCUGAAUGUUCACUCUCAGACAUAGAGUUUAAAAUAAAAUGGCAUGAUAUAUUAAGAAUAGUUCAAGAGUUGGAGAGCUGUCUAUCAUCAUCGACCGAGAUUCAGAAUAAUGUGAUUUAUAUCUCUUCGUGUUCGAUGGAUCCUGAACAGGAAUCUAAAUAUAUCAAACAACUACUUGAUCUGGAUAAGAAAAUUCAACACAUUUCAGAGGAAAUAAACAGAAUUAAAAAAAUAUGCGUUCCAGAGAAUUUAAAAGUAAUAUAUGAGAGAGAAAUUCUCAAAUGGAAAGAAGAUGAUGCCAUGUUUGUUGAAACACACAACUUUGCAGCCAUGUUUGAUCAGGUCAAAGAGCAAACAUAUGUAAUGUUCGUUGGUGUUCCAGGAUGUGGAAAAACUGCCACGGCUCGACAUAUUGCCCUUAUUCUCCAAACGGAAGGGUAUCAAAUCUUGCCAAUAAAAGACAUCAAAGACAUUGAAACGUAUUGCGAUCCGCAUCUUCCUCAGGUGUUUGUUAUUGAUGAUGUCAUAGGCGUAUUCGGCUUAGAUAUGGCAGAGCUAAACUUGUUAAGAAAAUAUCAGGACAGACUUAAAUGUCCUACAAUGCCAGAAACAAAAACACUUCUGACAUGCCGAGAGGUAGUGUACAGAAAUGAAGAUUUUUCUAACACAUCUUUUUUUGCUCAAGAGAAGCAUGAGAUUAAUUUCAGCAGUAGUGCAAACGUUCUAACAGACACGGACAAGUGUAAAUUACUUGCUAAGUACAAUUUAAAUGUUUAUCAAUUUCAAGUAAGGAUUCUGCCAAAAACAUCAAAAAUGUUUCCACUACUAUGUAAAUUAUUCUCCAAAAAGGAGGAAUAUAAAGUCCACGGAUAUAUGUUCUUCAUAACACCAAUUCCUUGUAUAUUGGAAGCAAUGGAUGAAAUGAAAACAAAUAACAGAAUCCAAUAUGCUUCAUUAGUUCUAUUAAUGGCCAACCAAAACAAAUUGUCUGAAAAAGACCUAGAUGAUGUUCAAUGUAGUACAAACGCAUUCACAGAAAUAAAAUACAAAGUAUUACAAAUAUGUAAAGUGAUUAGUAGAACAGAUACUUUUGAAUUUACUGAUGCAUUGGCAGAAAUGGAGGGAACUUACACAAAAAGGUCUGGUAAUAUGUUUACUUUCGAACACGACUACAUGUUAGAAAUCAUUGCAUAUCAUUUUGGCCGUCAGUGUCCAGAAAUAAUCCUGCAAAUCAUGAAAAGUGAUUAUAUUUCUUACUACAUUGAAUUAGAUACUCGUAUAUCAAGAACAAUUGAGAAAAGAAAGGAAAGUGAAGAUGUUGCUGUUGAAAGCGUACAACACAGCGAGACAAAUAUAAAACAAGAUGAUGUAUUUAAUCUGUGCAUAACAUUAACAGAAAAGCAGUAUCCCAUACUUCUUGAGCGUUUAUUAAAAGAUAUAAAGAAUGGAGACUAUUACAAUGUAUUUAGAAGUAAGGCUUUGAAACACUCGUCCGUGCUUCAACAAUUUAUUGGUUUAAUGGGAUCUUUUAUCAAUCUAAUACAAAGAGACAGGACACCACUUACAGUUGCAUGCCACCUCGGCGAUUUAAAUAUAGUUGAAGAGUUGAUAAAAGCGGGGGCGGAUGUAAAUCUCAGAGAUAAUACCCAUAGACCACUAACACUUGCUUGUGAAGAAGGACACGUUGGCGUAGUUAAAAUGUUGAUCAAAGCGGGUGCCAAUGUAAAUGUAAAGGACGGAAGUGUAACAGCACUUACAGCUUCAUGUGAACUAGGGUACAUAGGUAUUGUAGAUGAGUUAAUAACAUCAGGUGCUGAUGUUAAUUUAAGAGGUGAUAGUAAUACACCGUUGACAUUUGCCUGUGAAAUUGGACCUUUAAGUUUAGUGAAAAAAUUAAUAGAAUUCGGAGCUGAUGUCAAUCUAGCCGAUGAAUAUAAAACCCCUCUUACAACUGCGUGUGAAAUAGGAUGUAUUUGUGUAGUUAAAGAGUUGAUAAAAGGGGGAGCCAUUGUCAAUCUAAAUGAUGGAUAUUAUACCCCACUAACAGCUGCAUGUCAAGGGCUAUCUAUAAAUGUAUCUAAUGGGACCUUGUUGGCAUAUCACCUAAUGUUAAAAGGAAUGUUGAUGCCUUUCGUUAUUCCAAUAAACGACCCAAAGAUAUACUUUACCAGAGAAUACAUAAGUAUAGUAGAGCAUUUGAUAAAAACGGGAGCUGAUGUCAAUCUUUGCGAUGGGUCAAAAACGCCAUUAACAUCUGCAUGCGAACAAGGACAUCUGCACAUCGUAAAAGAGUUAAUUAAAUUUGGAGCUGAUGUUAAUCUAAGAGAUGAGUACGAUACACCACUUAUAAAGGCUUGUAAUUCCGUACAUUUAAGCGUAGCUAAAGAGUUGAUCAAGGCUUGUGCAAAUGUUAAUCUUAAUAAUGAAUAUGACACACUGCUGACAUCAGCAUGCGUCUCACACAAUGUAUUAUUAGUUGAAGAAUUGGUCAAAGCAGGUGCUGAUAUUAAUUUGAAAUAUCGAUGUAAAACGGCACUUACAACUGCCUGCGAGCACGAAAAUUCAGGAGUUGUGACGAAAUUGAUAGAACUUGGAGCUGAUGUCAAUUUAUGCGAUGGACUUACUACACCAUUAACAACUUCAUGCAGAAGAGGAUACCAGACUGAAGUUGAAUCUUUGAUAAAAGCAGGAGCAGAUAUCAAUUUAAACGAUGGAUAUGGGACACCAUUAACAACUGCAUGUGAACAGGGUCAAUCAAAAAUAGUUAAUAUAUUGAUACAAUCAGGGGCCGAUGUCAAUCUAAGUGAUGGAACUGAUAAACCGUUGAAAAUAUCUUGUGAAAUGGGACAUUUGAGUGAAGUUGAGGCGUUAAUUAAUGCUGGGGUCGAUGUUAAACUAGGCAAUACAAAUACAAUAAUACAAGAAAGAUCAGAUAUUGACAAAUCACUGAAAACAGUUGAAUGGCUCAUUAAAUCAGGUGAUGGUAUUUCUCUCAACAAAAAGUAUUUACCACCUCUGAUAACUGAAUUUUCACAUCUCACAAGACUCUUAAGGUCUACUAAUACUUGUGGAGUAGAUAAACGCUCUGAGCGCCAAAUCGAUUUGCUUGGGCGAGAAAAUCAACGGAUAAAUCAAGUCGUUAAACCGUUAGCACAAAUACAGAAAAAUCUAACACGAGUUGUGAAUUCAUUUUCAAGAAUUGCAAAUCGCAUAAAAGUAAAUGCGAAAAUAAAUGAGGGUUAUCAUCCUUUUCACAGGAUUUAAAAUCACGCCUUACUAAUUGGCUAUUUGUGAUGUUCAGUUUGCAUAAGGAUAUUUUGACAGGAUUAUUUUUUUAGUUUCCUUUUCCACUUUAGAAAAAAAUCAUAGUUUAACUUAGUUUGCGCUUGUAUGUUUUGUCAUUCAAUAUUUAAAGUCCCUGAUUAAAGAAAAACCUUAUACGUACUGAAAAUAUGCCGAUGAAACAAAAUUGUCACCAUGGUUGAAAUAAUGUACUAAAAUUACUCUUUACUUUAUCUGUGUGAUAUGUACGAUUUUGAAUGGUUUACUAGUAUACAACCUAAAACAGCUUUUUCAGCUGCUGUAACCAUUGUUCAAGUUUUGGUGAAUCAGGUGCAUAUUGCAUUUGGUGCCCCUGUUUAUGUAUAAUAGUGUAUGAUCGCUGGAUAAGUGAUAUUAAUGAUUAAUAUUUUGAAACGGUUUGAAACACAUGGAUUAAAGAAUCUGUUUGAAAAAUUAAUAAAAGUUAAAUUAAAUUCAAUUCACUUGGAUUUUGAUUAACAUACACUUGGUUUUAGCAUCGCCUACUGAUGAAUGUAAACGAAACUAUUAUAAAAAAAAAUUGAAGUAUAAUUUAUAGGUUUAUGUGAACCAAAUUAUAACAAUUCGACAUAUCUCUGAAGUAGAAAAUAGUUAUGCAUGCAUGUAUUUUCAUGUCUGUUUUAUGAAUCAUGUGUAUCUAACUACUUAUGACAAAAUCAAAUAUAUAAAAAACCAUAAUCUAAUAUUACUUUGUUAUGGUACUCUUUUUUAUUGCAGGUAUUGUGUUUUCAUCUCAAAUAUUUCAACUAUACAUAAGGGUAACUAAAGGUUUACAUGGCGUUGAGAGAAAAAAUAAUAACAGAAUAAUAGAAUAAUAACAGAUAUACACACAUAUAAAUAUGUUUUCCGUUAAUUUCAUUAUCAAGGUCUUUCUUUUUUAGCGGAAGACCUUAUUGUUUUCGUACAGUUUAUUAUCAAUUUUUUUCCCCAAAUUUUGUGCACGCGAUUUCUCGAAAACUAUUCGACCGAUCUCAACAAUGUUUUUCACAGAUGAUGGGACACUAUCUGAAUUUUAUAUGUUUUUGAAUUUUUUGUUGCUGUACUUCCGGUCCUGAUUUACGGCUGAUUUUGUAAUUUUUUACGACCUAUUUUGUGCAGAGCUGUUCUCAAAAACUAUCAGAAAUAUGACUCUGAAAUUUUCAGGAUAGGUAAAACCAUAGUUUGAAGUUGUGCGCUAUUAUUUUGUUUAACGCCAGUGGCGCCAUUUCCUGGAGCUCAGCUAGGCAUGCAAAUUGGGUUCAAAUUUUGAAUUACAUAUUUUGGACGUUUCAAUCGGUAUCUUUUUUUCAGUUGAUAUUUUUAAGACAUAUAUAACA